Colletotrichum higginsianum IMI 349063 is the source of this 1221-nucleotide messenger RNA. RefSeq names its product Vacuolar import and degradation protein. The transcript has 3 exons. The record is from RefSeq and is a predicted model, not a curated record. Bases 1 to 1221 code for a protein of 406 amino acids. Gene Ontology annotation, biological process: protein targeting to vacuole; proteasome-mediated ubiquitin-dependent protein catabolic process; negative regulation of gluconeogenesis. Gene Ontology annotation, cellular component: GID complex; extrinsic component of membrane. Lineage: Eukaryota; Fungi; Ascomycota; Sordariomycetes; Glomerellales; Glomerellaceae.
AUGCCCACUCCUUCAUCCAAUCCUCCUCCCGACCCUCAUUCACCCCGAUCCCACAGUUUCUCGACAUGUCCUGAAGACAGCAGCUCACGAACCCCGCAACGCAGCUGGCGCCCGCCUACCGAUGCAAACCAAGGCCCUGCCGAGAUGGACACCCAUCACGACGACCGCAUGGACGAGGACGCUUCCCCCGCCCCCGUCAGCGCUCCAAUGUCGCAAGCCGAGGGCAUGAGCACAGAGGUCAUCAUCGACGACGAGCCCGCAUCCGCCGUGUCCUCCUCCCGCUCCACCACGAUGUCACCGAGGCCGCAGUCGGGCGGCACCGGCACCGCCCACUCAUCGCCGGCGGCAGAUAUGGAGUCGUUCAAGCAUGCAGAGUCCGACGAGGAGGGCCACUUGGCCGGUAACAGGUCGAGGACGUCCCGACAAGAUGGCACGAGGCGGCAUGGCGACCCCAGGCUGUCGCCAACAUCGAUGCACGACGACGGCAAGGGCGUGGACUUGGAUGCCGACGACGUAUGGGAAGAGGAGCUCAUGGCUCCUUCCAUGGGUCCAGAUUUUUCCAACAUGCGGGUCAUUCCGGCAACUGCAUCAUCGUUCUUGCGCCCUGGGAGCAAGUUCCACGGGACACAGCAAUCGGAACGACAGGUGUACGACGUGCAGGUCGAAAUCAAGCACGUUGACCUGAGGGAAUCCUUCCUGUGCGGAUACUUACGAAUCCAAGGUGCGGACGGCUGGCUUCCCCGCCCCCCCUCAUGUAACCGUUUGCUAAACUCUGUGCGCGUAUGCGCACAUGCAGGCCUCACCGAAGACCACCCCACAUUGACGACGUACUUUGAGGGCGAAAUCAUUGGCACGAAAUACAGCUUCAUCACCAACCACGAGAGCUGGGGCGCCACCGACAAGAUCGACCUGAACCACUGGGCCAAGUUCAACGCCUUCCGCCCGUUCCAGAAGCAGGCGCGCAAGGGCCCUGUGGUGAUCCGCGACGUCGCCCAGCGCGAGAACAUAUUUAUGCGCUGGAAGGAACACUUCCUCGUCCCUGACCACCGCGUGCGCACCAUUUCCGGCGCCAGCUUCGAGGGCUUCUACUACAUUUGCUUCAACCAGAUCAAGGGUGAAGUGAGUGGAAUCUACUUCCACUCCAAAAGCGAAAAGUUUCAGCAGCUCGAGCUCAAGCACGUGGAGGAUAGGGGCUGCUUCGGUGCCAUGGAAUUCAGAUGA